Cornus florida is the source of this 1580-nucleotide messenger RNA. Its product is annotated as leucine-rich repeat extensin-like protein 3. The record is from RefSeq and is a predicted model, not a curated record. NCBI's taxonomy places the organism in Eukaryota, Viridiplantae, Streptophyta, Magnoliopsida, Cornales, Cornaceae. Bases 1 to 1542 code for a protein of 513 amino acids. The transcript has a single exon.
AUGAAAGCAAACAUAGUGAUAGCCAUUGUGUUGGCACUACUGUUGAUCACUUCUACAAUUUUCACAGAAGCCAGAACUCUUUCAAAACACAAACACCAACAUCAAAAGGAAGAAGAUAACAAGAGAAGCAGCAAUAGAAGUAGAAGAAGAAGUGGUGGUGGUGGUGGUGGAAGAAGAACAAGUAGAGGCAGAGGCAGAGGCUCAUCGUCAAACUGUGAUCCUCUCUUUCAAUACUUAUUUGGAAGCUGUGGCCAAUGGCCCUUCACAAGGUCCUCUCCCAACAACCCCUUCGACCCAAGACCCAACCCUUCCCCGCCUCGCCCCAAUCCACCUCUGCCGCCGUCUCCUUCACCACCGGUUCCCUUACCUCCACUAGUCCCUUCACCUCCACCCAUAGUAGUGCAACCACCACCGGUAGUCCCUUCACAACCACCACCGGUUAUGCCACUUAUACCACUUGCACCACCACCACUUGUUCCUUCGUCACCACCACCAGCAGCUCUUUCACCACCACCAGUUGCCCCUUCAUCGCCUCCUCCUGUUACACCAUCACCACCACCGGUAACAUCAGCACCCCCACCAGCUGAGACUUCACCUCCACCAGCGUCACCACCGCCUUCCGCACCACCACCUUCCCCACCACCACAAUCACCACCACCGCCUUCUGCACCACCACCAUCACUACCACCGCCUUCUGCUCCACCGCCAUUACUUCAAUCACCGCCGCCACCUUCCCCUCCACCGCCAUUAGUUCCCUCUCCGCCUCCACCUGAAAUUCCCAUAUUUCCACCACCAUUAGUCCCAUCACCACCACCACCGGCAGAUAUACAACCACCACCAGAACUCCCAUUUGUAUUUCCACCACCACUAGUUCCUUCACCACCACCACCUGAAGUCAUACAACCACCAAUAUUUCCAUGGUUAUCACCUCCUGAUCAGGCAACCACUGACACUCCUCCCCUUCCCCUUUUUUCUCCGCCACCAUCUUUCCCUCUACCUCCAGACUUUUCUCUUCCACCACCAGAACAAGAAGCCCCACCAGAUGAAUUUACACUUCCAACACCUCUUGUCUCACUAUUUCCUCCACCAGAAGAGCCGCCACUUUCGUUUACUCCACCUGUGAUGUCGACCCCACCAGCACCCGAUUCAGACAUGGGUCAGAUUCCGACAUUCCCACUUCCACCUCCGGUGGUGGUUCCGGAUAUUCCGGUGCCAUUUUCUUUUACACCUCCAACACCUGAUGCUUUCAGUGACCCAUUUCAGCAGUCACAAUCACCACCACUUCCUUUCCUCCCUCCAACACCGGAUGCUGAUGUUGGUCAUAUUCCAACAUUCCCACUUCCACAGUCGCCGGGAUUUUCUAUGCCGCCUCCAGUUGUGGUUCCCGAUCUUCCUGUGAAUCCAGCAGAGCCACUGCCAUUUUCAUCAGCUCCACCAGCACCAGAUGCUUUCAAUGAGCCACUGCAGCAGCCACAAACACCACCACUUCCGAUGUUUCCUCCCGUUCAACUUCCUCCACAAGUGGGUUCACCUCCAUUUUAGAAAUAAUUCAUUUGUGUUCACCUCCAUUUUCUUAUGUA